This is a messenger RNA of Oryzias melastigma (Indian medaka), 2908 nucleotides long. It is a transcript of the gene acvrl1, whose product is annotated as activin A receptor like type 1. The transcript has 9 exons. Gene Ontology annotation, molecular function: SMAD binding; metal ion binding; ATP binding. NCBI's taxonomy places the organism in Eukaryota, Metazoa, Chordata, Actinopteri, Beloniformes, Adrianichthyidae. Gene Ontology annotation, biological process: angiogenesis; transforming growth factor beta receptor signaling pathway; dorsal/ventral pattern formation. Gene Ontology annotation, cellular component: BMP receptor complex; plasma membrane. The record is from RefSeq and is a predicted model, not a curated record. The coding region runs from base 568 to 2187 and encodes 539 amino acids.
AAAAGGAAAAUGAGAGGUUUAGCAAGCAACAGGAAAACCGCUAAGAGAACACAUUCCAGAGCAGACUCAGUGCGGGACAAUAAGGGGUGGGACGAAAAAAUCUAUACUAUUUAAAAAAUCUCUAAUCUUGCCUUUAAUCUCCAGCAAAGACAGCGUUCUUACUUUUACAAGAAGUUCCUGUCACUCGUGAAGAAGUCGAGGCGGAAGCAGAGCGCUUCAGGAGCCGCGACCAUGUUCGUGUCGAGGGUUUAUCAGCGCAGAUUUGGACCGAGAUGAGAUAGGGUUCUUCAGCUCGCUGUUCCUUCGACCUGCCGGGACCCAGCCGGCCGCCUCUGCUCUUUUAUUCCACUCACGAGACAUAUUUACCGCGUCUGCUGCUGCUACGUGGACUUUGUUUUGAGUGGAAGGUGUUGAAAAGUGCGGAUGAACUUAAAGAAGGCGUCAGUGGAGGAUGUGAAGAAGCUCCGUGGAUCGAACAUGCAUUCAAACUAACUUUUGGAUAGAGGAACGCCUGAUGUGUCUCUGAUAUGAGGUGUUUACAUCUGUCAAGUUAAAAGGAAAACAGAGAUGGGGAGCUCUGCUCUGCUCACAUUGGCGCUAGCUGGACUUUUACUUUGGAUUUCUGACACACAUGCAGACAUCAACGAUGAUGCCGACGACAGGAAGCUGCUGUGCACCUGUGAGAACACUAAAGGCACGUGUCAGAAUGGAACUUGCAUCGGAGACUACUGCUUCUACACGUGGGUGCACGGCGAAGAGGAACGGGGGUGUUUCUCCAAGCGGCACUACAAAGAGCAGUGUUCGGGCUCCUUCAAGGGAUUUUUUGUCCGUUGCUGCAAGGAAAAUGAAUGCAAUGCCUUAAUGACACCGCCUCCAAAUAUAAAUGGGGAUCCAACAACAGUUCCACCUCCAGAGCCUCUCCACCCAGAGAUGUGGAUCAGCGUGUCCUCCCUGCUCCUGCUCACAACCUUAAGUGUUGUGGGCUUUGUUCUUUUCCUGCGCUUUCGACAUGCACCCUGCAGACAGAAAGACCUCGAAGACCAUGACACCACCCUGAUCAAAGUCCCCACUGGAGAGGACCCAUCAUAUGGAGAUAUUUUCAAAGAGUUUUGCACAUCAGGAAGUGGGACAGGACUUCCAUAUUUAGUCCAGAGGACAAUGGCUAGACAAAUCUCACUCGUUGAAUGUGUUGGAAAAGGCAGAUAUGGGGAGGUGUGGAGGGGAACGUGGAUGGGAGAAAGUGUAGCUGUCAAGAUUUUCUCCUCGAGGGACGAGCAGUCCUGGUUUAGGGAGACGGAGAUCUACAAUACUGUUCAGCUACGCCAUGAUAACAUUCUUGGUACUGCAAUUAAACCUCUGAGGAUCAUUUUACCAAAAAAACAUAUCCUCUUUGUACAGAAUCCCUUUAAACCAUCCCUUUUUUUCUGGUUUUUAGGUUUUAUAGCCUCAGACAUGACAUCCAAGAACUCCAGCACUCAGUUGUGGCUCGUUACCCACUUUCACGAGUUGGGUUCACUGUAUGAUUUCCUGCAAUACAGUAGCCUAGAGCCAGAGAGCUGCUUGAGGAUGUGUCUGUCCGUGGCCUGUGGCCUGGUCCACCUCCACACUGAGAUUGUCAGCUCCCAGGAAAAGCCAGCGAUCGCCCACCGAGACCUGAAAAGCAGAAACAUCCUUGUGAAGCGGAACGGACAGUGCUGCAUCGCUGAUCUAGGUUUGGCUGUGAUCCACACUCAGGCUCAUGAUUCUCUGGAUGUGGGCAACAACCCUCGUGUGGGGACCAAGCGCUACAUGGCCCCUGAGGUCCUGGAUGAGACCAUUCGUGUGGACGUCUUUGAGUCUUACAAACAGACUGACAUCUGGGCUCUGGGCCUGGUAUUCUGGGAAAUAUCCCGCAGAACUAUCGUCAAUGGGAUUGUGGAGGAGUACCGUCCUCCUUUCUUUGACAUGGUGCCGUCAGAUCCCAGCUUUGAGGAGAUGAAGAAGGUUGUGUGUGUGGAUCAGCAUCGGCCCAGUCUGCACAACCGGCUCAACUCCCACCCAAUCCUGUCAGCCCUUGUGAAGAUCAUGAAGGAGUGCUGGUACAAGAACCCGACAGCUCGCCUCACAGCCUUACGGGUAAAGAAGACUCUCUCCAAGUUGGACCUCGACAGCGACUUCAGUCUCAGCAAAGUCAAGCAGGACAUCUAAGAUGAACUCGUGCAAACACUCCAAACUUCGCCGACUUUUGCAUCAGUUUACAGCAGCGGCAGAAGAUUAACAUCCGCUGACACAAACAGUAUUACCUUCAAAUGAAAAAGUCUGAAGACCAAAUCUGAACUGCAACCACUAAUGCAUCAGCUGUCAUCUGCUGUUGCAACAGAAGCUGCAUAGCCAAAGUUUCUCCACAGCCUCGCUCAUUACCGUCCACCCCCAACCUCGAACAUGAUGACUAAAUGGAAAAUCUGUGAUUGCACACACUCCUACAAAGUGAAUCUCAUUUAUAAGGGAGCACUUUUGACCAAAACCACUGAGAACCACAUUGCACAUUAAUGUUUGGUUAACUCUCUUAAAAAAGAAAAAAAACAUGAAACUUGUAUAGAAUAUUAUGCUCACGAACAGCACGAUACAUAUUUAAGUUAAAUAAAACAAGCGUUCACCAGCCACCACAAAGACAGACUUAUCUGUCAAGUUGUAUAUAUUCUAUUGGCCUUAAGACUGUAUGGAUCAAAUGGUUAUUAGCUAUGUUUUAUAUUCUAAAAGAAGUAUUUUUUGUAAUAGUGAAUUAUAUUUUACAUACUUUUUGGCCUUUUUUUUUCUUUUUACAAUUUUAUAAACUUAAAAAGAACCAUAACAAUCACUUUUGUCUGUAAAAACAACUCACAAAAACCUGUCAUAUUUUACAUUUUGAAUAAAGGAAUGUAUUUUUUAA